CGGACAGCCGGCAGGAUAAAAUCCCGGUCUAAGUGCGUCUUAGAUGAUCUCCGUCAUCACCGGGUCGGUAUCCCCGCUCUCAUCUUUAGCGGAUGAAAGAACCCCGGCAAAGGGGCGCCCCUGUGACCGGAGGAGGGUUGGAUUCUCCCCGGCUGGUGACCUCCUGCUCCUGGGGACAAAUCCUCCCACCACCCGGCAUCACCUCCUUUACCCCGGACAGAGAGCGACGGAGCCCACUGAUGCGUCCGGCAGCCCCUGAGGCUCGGCAGUGCUCCGGGGCUUUCCGGUCGGUGGGAGAGGCUCGAGCCGCGGCCGCGCGCUAGGAUGCUGCGCCAGGUGUUGCACGCGGGCCUGAGGACCUCGUUCCACGCGCUGGGUCGGUUCGUAGCGAGCCACCCGGUCUUCUUCGCCUCGGCCCCCGUGCUCCUGUCCAUCUUGCUGGGUGCCAGCUUCAGCCGGUACCGCGUGGAGGAGAACGUGGAGAGUCUGCUUGCGCCCAAACACAGCCUGGCCAAGAUAGAAGGCAACCUCGUGGACAGCUUAUUCCCCGUGAACCGCUCCAAGCACGCGCUCUACUCUGACUUACAGACGCCGGGCCGCUAUGGGCGCGUGAUCAUCACCACCCGAAAGGGGAGCGUACUGGAUCCGGUUCACCUGGACGCCAUACUAAAGCUCCAUAGGCGGAUCUACCAGAUGCAGGUGACGGUUCCAGCAACAGGCUUCAACAGCUUCAACUACUCCUUCUCCUACCUUUGCCUCCCUGAUGACAAGAAUGUCUGCAUCAUUGAUGACAUCAUCCGCGCCAUGGAAGAGAUCCAGUCAGCUCGCAGCUCCAAUCGCUCCAUCCCAGUCCUGAGGUACCCCAUCACACAGCUGGCAGAUGGGCGGCAGGCGUACAUUGGCCAUCAGCUGGGUGGCGUGCAGGGCUGGGGUGCUGCAGGGGCGAUGCGAGCUCAGGGGACAGGGGUCAGGGGAGAAGGCGUCCGUUCUGCCAGGGCGCUGCAGCUCACCUACUACCUCCAAGCCCGAGGCGGCCUGAUGGACCGGGUGGCCAGCCAGUGGGAAAAGGCCUUCUGUGCUGAGCUGCGGCACUUUGCAGAGUUGCACCCAAAGCUGGGGCUCUACCCUUCUACUUCAUCUUCUCUGAGGACAGACUUCCAGUUCUCCUCGGUGCUGGCACGCCGCCCCCUGUUGGCCAGUUUGGGAGUAUGUGGGGUGCUUGUCAUCCUUUGCUGCUCCAUGAGGGACUGUGUAAGAUCCAAACCCUGGCUGGGACUGCUAGCUCUGCUGUCUAUCACACUGUCAGGCCUCACUGCUGCUGGGAUUCUCAACCUGACUGGGGCCACCUACAACUCCACAUACCUGGGCAUCCCUUUUGUCAUGCUUGGUCAUGGGCUCUUCGGCUCCUUCGAGAUGCUAUCAUCGUGGAGACGAACCCGUGAGGACCAGCACGUGAAAGAGCGCGUUGCGAGCGUCUUCGAGGAUGUCAUGCUACGUUUCUCUGGCUCGACCAUGAUCCACCUGAUGACCUUGGGUCUGGCCGCUUCCCCACUCACCAACAUGGAAGCCGUUCGGCUCUUCUGCCGGACCGCCGCCCUGGCUGUCACCAUCAGCUAUGUUUACAUUUUGUCCUUCUACAGUUCUUGUCUGGUGUUUACAGGCUACCUGGAGACCGGGUACAGACACGGCUGCUUCUGCCGGCGAGUCCCCAAACCGGACCGGCUGGAUUCUAAACCGGCUUGGUACAGAUGUUUAAUGUACACUCGUUACCAGGACGAGACCCAAGUGACAAAUCCGCCACACGGGAUUGGUCACACUCACACGCCAAACCCUGACCUUACUCACACGCACCCAAAUUCGCAUACCGUGAAUAACCCUGGCAUGCGUGGGCACAGCCAUGUUGCUAACUCCACACACCCACACCCUCACACACAUUCCACAGCAAGCACUGACCCUCAUCCUCAGGACUCCCACCUUUUGUUGGGCUGUGUGCGUCGCUGCUACGGAGACUGGAUCACUAACACUUAUGUCAAACCCUUUGUGGUUCUACUGUACCUGGUAUACAUCUCCUUUGGAUUGAUGGGAUUCCUACAGGUGACCCAGGGUUCUGACCCCAGUGCGCUGGUUGCAAUGGAUACAGCAACAGUAUUGUACACCCGAGCCCAGCAGCGUUACUUCAGCUCAUACUCUCCUGUGAUUGGAUUCUACAUUUAUGAAAGUGCUCCUUACUGGAAUGGCUCAGUGCAGCGGGACCUGCUGGAAUAUGCCAAAGGUUUCCAGAGAAUCAGCUGGCUGGAGGCUUACCUGAACUACUUGUCUGACCGCAAUCAGUCCACCAGCCUGCCACGAGAAAAUUUCACCCAUACGCUGCGCCACUCCUUUCUCCGUGAGCCACAAUUUGCCCACUUUGCAGAUGACAUUAUAUUUGCAGAGCGUGGCCAGGGUGAGGAACCUGAUGUGGCAGCUUCUCGGAUCUUUCUGGUUGCCAAAACAACGGAGAACAAACGCGAGGAGAUGUCAGUGCUGCUGGAUACGCUGCGACGCCUGUCACUGACUUCACGUGUCCGCUUCUUAAUCUUUAAUCCCUCUUUUGUCUACCUGGACCGCUAUGCUGCGGCAGUCAGCUCCCCACUUAGACACUCACUGCUGGCGGUGCUUUUCCUGUUGGGUCUGUCCUCUCUGGCUGUUGUGGAGCCACUGGUUUCUGUGUGGCUGGGCCUCACCCUGCUUUCUGUCCAGUUUGGCGUGCUGGGCUUCAUGACCCUAUGGGGUGUGGAGCUGGACUGUAUGUCUGUGCUGUGUCUGAUCUCAGCUUUGGGGCACUCGGCAGACUGCAGUGGCCCACUCCUUUGUGGCUUUGCUGCAGGUCGGGGUGAAAGCAGGACUCGCUGGGUGAGAGUGGCGCUGGAGAGACACGGGGUUCCCUCUCUACAGACGCUCAUCUGCUACAGUGCUGCCCUGGUACCUGUAGGCUCCAUACGCUCCAACCUCACACGCACACUAUUUCGCUGCCUCACCCUAACGGCCGGGUGUUCGGCCCUGCACACACUGGCCUUCCUGCCCACCCUCCUCACCUUCCUGCCCCCCUCCAAGAGCCGGGGCCAUGGGCCUGGAGGUGAGGGCCAGAGACAGGAGGUGGAGUGUGUUGAAAUGAACGACAGCACCAGAGUGGUCGACCAAAUCACCACCGUCUGAGCAUGGGACGAUUUACUAUAGUCCGAGCAGCCGCUGAGCGUGCUGCUGUCAGGAGUGCUGUUACUCUUGAAGAGAGGAAUUAAAAGAGGAAUAGAAAAGAGUAGAAGAAGAAAAGAGAGAUGAAUGAGGAGACAAAGAGAGAGGAAAACAGGUUCCAGUGCACACAUUACCUGCUUGUUGCUAGUGCUGUGUGGCAUGUGAAUGAGGUUUUUCCUAAAAAGCAAAUCAGAACUUGAAGGUAAGCUGGUUGUGAGGUAAUCACAGAG
This is a messenger RNA of Archocentrus centrarchus (flier cichlid), 3461 nucleotides long. It is a transcript of the gene ptchd1, whose product is annotated as patched domain containing 1. NCBI's taxonomy places the organism in Eukaryota, Metazoa, Chordata, Actinopteri, Cichliformes, Cichlidae. Gene Ontology annotation, cellular component: plasma membrane; synapse. Gene Ontology annotation, biological process: chemical synaptic transmission; cognition. The record is from RefSeq and is a predicted model, not a curated record. Bases 325 to 3195 code for a protein of 956 amino acids. The transcript has 5 exons.